Molecule: messenger RNA, 5964 nt
Organism: Neodiprion fabricii
Lineage: Eukaryota; Metazoa; Arthropoda; Insecta; Hymenoptera; Diprionidae
Gene: Ets98B
Exons: 6
Coding region: 1468-3261 (597 amino acids)
Biological process (GO): cell differentiation; regulation of transcription by RNA polymerase II
Cellular component (GO): nucleus
Molecular function (GO): DNA-binding transcription factor activity, RNA polymerase II-specific; sequence-specific DNA binding
Source: RefSeq, a predicted model, not a curated record
CGAACGAAUCAAAAUGUAUGGAUAUAAUCGCAACGGCGAAAUCUGUAUGGACGGAUAGAAGUGGUGGUGUAAAAUUGCCGUACUUACGCCUCCACAUCGGCGCACCUCUCGAUCUGAAAAUGAGAGACAAAGACGAAAACGAGAUACGCUGACCGCGGCGCGAAGUCGAGCGGGGAAUUGGUCAGGGACAGUUUCUUUCACGUACCGGUCCGCUGGACCACGUUGUCGGUAGAAUUUGCUCGAGGGACGGUGACGACGCAAAGAGACGAAGGGGGGAUCAGGGGGAGAAUUUUGGCUAUGAGAGGAGGACGAGUCGCUGGUUUACCUGAGAGAAGGAAAGAGAAAGAGAGCGAUAGAUAGAUAUAGAGAUUGGUGCGAUCCUUCAAUUUUAAAUCGGAGGGAGAGAAGAAGCUGAAACUAACCCACACCACUCUCCUCGAGCCAUAAGACACGCAACUGUCAUGGCGGCCACACGUGACGCCGGAGAGUUGAACGUCGACGUCGUUUUAUAAGUUGUUUAUUUAUUUAUUAUUUAUUUAUUUAUUUAUUUAUUAUUUAUUUAUUUAUUUAUUUAUUCACUCAUUCACUCAUUCCAAGGGAAGUAAGAACGAGAAAAAAAUAGCUUUCCUUUGGUGUAGUUUGUAACGUGUGAUAUACCGCGGUUUUUAUUAAAGAAAGAUGUUUCUAAUUCUGUAAUAUGUGUUAUGCGUGUGAUAUUUAUCGCGUAACUUUAUCGGACUAGAUAAAUAAUUUAAUUAUUAAACUGAAAUAAAUUGAACGUUAAAACCUGCAGCUUUUAAAUGGAUCUUUACGAAAUUCAACUUGGUGUAAAAUAAACUUGAACAAAAUCAAUCAGCUGAAAAAAUCCUUCUUCGCACAUUUGUUGGAGCGCGUAUCAACCUCAUGAGACCAAAACCUACUCUGUGAUAACAGUAAGAAAAGAAAUUCUAUGACAAAUAAGACGACCAGGGGCUAAACAAAACUAAAUGAAUACAAAAAUCAAAGUCCUAAAAUACACAUAUAUUUGUGACUAUUUGUUUAAAUUAUUUAUUUUUCUUUGUACAAUUAUUCGUCUGCUUUAAAUUUUAAUGCUUGAAGAUAACGUUUGUUCAAUCAGUCACGUGUCCACGUGUGUAUACAUAUAUACUUGUAUAUGUGAUAGAUGCAAUAACCAUAUCUGGUUACAUCAUCGACAGUGAUUCGCAGUAUGAAAUUUGAUCGGUUUGUGCAAUCAACGACAAUAGCUGUUACGGUAAUCCUACAUGAUGUCGUGCGUAAAGAAGAAGCAAAUAUUGUACGUGUGUUAAAGGUACCUGAGCUUGUGAAGUUCGGUUAAGAAAUUCUUUAUCUUUUAUUAUACGUAAUAAUACGGGUGUAUCCCCGUCUUUUCGAAUUCGCACGGGGUUGGCUCGCUGAAAUAAAAGUGGCAAACGCAAAGUCGGGGUUAGAGAUUGCAGAUCUAAUUUGAUGCCACAGACAGUACCGUCCGCGGCUGGGUUCUCGUCGUCUUUCGACUAUAGCCCGUUCGCCUUCGACCUCUCACUACUUCCCGAGGAUCAAGACUCCCUGAACUCCCAGAGCAGCCUGCUGAAACCACCCCAGAUAAAGCGGGAGGCUUGCUCGCCCCGACCGGGAUCACCGAAUACCUACCCGAGCCCACCCUAUCCCGGGCUCUGCGGAGAACUCUCCCCAAACUAUUCGGUCGGCGACGGAUCACCAGGAUAUCCCACCAGCCCGUACUACGUGCCCCAGAGUCCUCUCAGCGCCCAGUUUUACCCGACGAGUCCCGAACCUGCCUCCAAGCAGCCUGCCAAGAGAGAAAAGAGCUUGGACCUCCUGGCCAUACUUCAAGAGUCUAGGCUUCUUGCCGAAAGUCUUGGGUACAAGGAUCAGGACUCAACGGACUGCACGGUGCCCUGUACCCCACCUCGUACCGAGGAGGACAUAUACAACACGCUGGACACGGACUUUUUCGCCAAGAAGGAGGAAGAGUCGAACCCGCUCUUGAAGGAAAUACUCUUCAAGGAGGAACCGCUUUCGGCGGAUUCAUCCUCGCCGUUAUCCCAUAACACUACUGCGCUAGAAUUCGAGAAUUCUCCGCUUCGUGAACUACUCUUCAGAAGUACGACUGGUAGUCAUCAUCACCAUCAGCAGCAGCAGCAGCACCACCACCACCAUCACCACCAGAAUAAACCAGGUGAUAUAAACGGAAAUUUGACUGGGGGAAGGCUCGAGGAGGAGCAACAUCACCACCUCGCCUCGCCUGCGGGUAGCGAUCUCCAGUUAAGGGAGGAGGCGAUAUUUAAGGAACACUCGAAGAACGAUCACCAACUUCUCAGGGAGGUUCUCAGGGACACAAGCUUUCAGAGAAAGUACAACCUGAGACCCGUAGAUCUUGGAGGUGUUGGGACGGGUUUCGUCGAGAACAUGGAGGGCAGCGAGUGCGUCGGUGACUUGGCCAGAGAGCAAAUCGAACCGGUACUAAGCCUCGCUAUGCAGCAGCUUCAGAAGGACUUUGACAACACUUGCGUCGCUCUAGGCAUCCAUCCUGAGCCGAGGCGGUGGAGCGCUGCUGAUGUUGCUGCAUGGGUCCAGUGGGCUCGUAGACAGCUCCAGUUACCUUCGGUACCGCUCGAGAGUUUCAACAUCGAUGGUGCCACCCUCACGUCCCUCACCGAGGAAGAAUUUUGCCAAAGGGCUCCGCAGUGCGGCAGCAUGCUUCACGCGCAACUGGAGAUCUGGAAGGCGGCGGUCGAGGAAUCCCCGAGAAACACCCUCGCGGCCUCUUGGAGCCCUCCUGGAACCGUUCCAGCGACACCCGCGAGCAGCGCCAGCGACGCUUCCUCGAUGCCCGCUUCGGUCAACACCGCUGGACCAGCGUCCGCGGGCAGCGGUUCGGGAUGCGCGAUGCAGGAAUUUUCGGAAGACGAGGAGGAAGAUCCGAUCCCCACGCAGACCGCCGGUGGAAAGAUCCGCAACGGUGGAUCUCACAUUCAUCUCUGGCAGUUCUUGAAGGAACUCCUGCAGAACCCGGGAGUACACGGAUCCUGCAUCCGGUGGCUGGACCGAAGCAAAGGGGUCUUCAAGAUCGAGGAUUCCGUGCGGGUCGCGAGACUCUGGGGUAAGCGGAAGAAUCGCCCUGCUAUGAACUACGACAAGCUCAGCCGUAGCAUAAGGCAGUACUACAAGAAGGGAAUCAUGAAGAAAACGGAACGCAGUCAGAGACUCGUUUAUCAAUUUUGCCAUCCCUACUGCCUCUAGGCGAACAAGAUGCGUGAAAGAGGGAAAAUCUUACGGAUACUUUGGCCUAGUUGUGUUGAGUAUGCGUAAGUCAAACCAUUGCACUUCCGUCCUCACAUUAAUUCGUAUACUGUAUAAUACAUUUCUUAGACUUAUUGCGUAGAAUACAGGUACCGUAUCAAGGUAUACCAUGCCGAAUCACCGAUGAAAUUUGUGCUCGACUUACGAUCGGACGAAUCUUCGUUGCGCGGUUAUUUUAAUUUUUAUGCAUAUUCUCAACUUUAUUAUUAUUAUUAGUAUUAUUAUUAUUUUUGUUAUUAUCGUCAUCAUCGUCAUUGGCAAAGAAGCUGAUACGUGCAGAAACGUAGAUGUAUGUUCGAAAUUCGACCGGAGUCGAGCAAAAUUAUAAUCGGGUUGACUUCCAACUCUUUCCGAUCACGUAUGGAUGAAGGUGGUAACGAGGGGUAAAGAGUUUAAAACCGGAAGUCCUUACAUAAUGAUCCAUCAAACGUUACGGUUAUUGUUUGUCGGACAAUAAUUUGAAACGUGUCGAGGUGGGUGUGUUUAUUGAAUCAGUGUACGCCAAUUACGGCGAUUAAUUAAGAUAUUACUGUUCUUUUUAUCGCAUAUACUGUAGCUUCGUCUUCUAUUUGUAUUUCCUUGCACGUCAAUAUGACGGUAUUUUUUCCUCAUUCUCUUGCCUUCUUAUUUGCAUAUGAAUUGGGCGAUUUCUAAGUAAUCUCUUAUAUAAGUACAAUAAGCAUCGCCCGGGAGGUAACGUCCCGCGAAUGUGAUGUCUUACAUAUGUAGCAAUAUUCACUUUCUCUCUUCAUUCUACGUUUUACUUUUUAUUCUCUUCUUACUACGGUAGCUUCAAGUUCUUUUCUUAGAAAAAAGGGAGAGAAAAAAAAGAAAAAAAUUAAACGUAAAAACGUACGUACGUAUACUUAAGCCUCCUCUUGUAUUUGCUUGCUGGUCUCAAUCGUUGGUUGUUAUGUCACUAUAGGCUAGUCUUAGCGCGUGGAACUGUUCGCUGCUGCUUGACUGGUCUCGCUGUCCUCCUCAAAAAAGUUUUAAAAAAAGUUGAAAAAGCUCAUGCAAUAAAAAAUAAAAAAUACAAGCAGACAAUUCUAGACGCGGCACGUUGUUGCAGGUACGUGUUCUCCUUGGAACACUAGUCGAGCCUCAAAACUGACUUACGUGUGGCCCGUUUAAAUCGGUGAACCGUGACAAAUUGUUCACGCGUUUCCCGGUAAAAGCAAAAAUUUCGUUGCGUAAUCGAUUAUACUUGGUUAUAAAGUAGUCAUGAAAUACGGUACUAAAGAAAUAAAAUAAAUAUCUAAAUCAAUGUUACAUCCGUGAUUAACGGUGUCCACAGUCCGAUGUUUGCAUUUUUUGACAUCUUUCACUUCAAAAUUGCUGGAAACGUUGAAAUGAUGUAGAAGGGGUUGAACAGCAGGUGACAUAAUACAGCUAUGAAUACGAUUCAGACUGGUGAUUUUGGUCCCAUAUAUCUAUGAUAUAUUCAACAUUGUAUGUUCCAUGAACGAUUAGGAUUUAAGGAUUUAUAAAUUAAGGAUAUAGGCUCACGUGGGCUGACAUUGAAAGUUAGAUUAUAUUAAUGUAAAAAUAAGAUGCGCGCGCAUCUGAGUUUAAAUUUAUACAUGCAAGUAUAUAUAUAUUUAUAUACACACACACACACACACACACACAUAUAUAUAUAUAAUAUAACAAUUUUCUAUCGGAGAAUAUCUAUUCUGCCAGUAAUUAUAAAUAUAUCUUUAUUAAUAUUUAUGGACGUAUUGAUCGUACCUUUGAAAAAACACAGUUGUUUUUUUUUUCAAUAUACUUAAUGUUACGGAUCCCUUUUUUGGUUUUACCGUGGCGUAACGCGGUAAUAACAAAGUUCUAGAGAUAUAGAGGUAUAUCAUUUCGAUACACCUCUCCAGUUUCGUUCAAUCAUUUUAUAUAGCUGUAAAUGUAAGUGUUAUACAUGAUGUAUAACACUGGCAAAAUUAUAUUUAUUAUCCUGCUUUUUACAUGUACAUAGCUCCUUGUUACGCUUUAUCAAUCUUUACUAUCGCAAUUAUAUGAUCUUUACUCAAUUUAUAUCUAUACAAUAAUCAUGAUUGCGUAUUUAGUUACACAUUUGUGACCAACUUGUGUACUUUAAGAGAUAUUAUAAAUUUUAUCGAUAACUUUUUUAUCGACAAGUUAUUUAAUCAAGUAUAGGUUUAUAAUGUGUUGUCUAUGGGUAUGCCAUGAAACAUGCCGAAUAGAUGUUACUAUGUUAAAGUGGAAAUAAAUUUUCACGUUAUUGAUGCAAUAUCCAAUUGUUAACAUCCUAUCAGAACAACCCAAAUAUCGAUUAAAGAAACAAGCUUUUCUUUACGCGAUAUUUAACGACUGACAAUGAGUUUCUUGGCAUAAUGUUGCGAAUGUAUAUGUAUAUAUACAUGUCUUUUUAUAAUUACUACAGUUGUACCCACUGCAAGCAGUUAAAUCUUUGCGACGGUUAAAUACUAUCUAUAUACGUAAUCACAAAUAAUUAAAUUCUUAAUUAUUCAUACAUAUAUGAAAAUAUAUAUAUUUAUAGACACCUAUGUAUUUUAUAAAAUGUAUUCAAUUGAGAUUAUUAUUUUUACUAAUACACACAUUAAUCUUGAAUAUUGUUAAAUAUUUAUAAUGAAUACUAACUCAAGGAAAAUAAACCAGCGAAAUAUG